Messenger RNA from Colletotrichum phormii, 1577 nucleotides. Its product is annotated as cytochrome P450. The coding region runs from base 1 to 1473 and encodes 490 amino acids. The transcript is spliced from 6 exons. The record is from RefSeq and is a predicted model, not a curated record. Gene Ontology annotation, molecular function: iron ion binding; oxidoreductase activity, acting on paired donors, with incorporation or reduction of molecular oxygen; monooxygenase activity. NCBI's taxonomy places the organism in Eukaryota, Fungi, Ascomycota, Sordariomycetes, Glomerellales, Glomerellaceae.
AUGGAAUUCGAUGCAAGAAAGACUCUGGCCGAUUGGCCGACCUUUUCGGCCAAGGCUUUGGACAUUUUGGCAGAGACAAGUCGGGCGCAAAUGUUUGUUGCAGCAUUGGUUCUUAUUCCCGUUUGGUUCGUCUUCAAGUCCGUAUACAAUGCGUACUUCCAUCCUCUAGCCAAAUUUCCCGGUCCGCUCUAUGCCCGCUGCUCAAACAUACCAUACAUGGCGGUGCAGACGAAAGGGGCAAUGCUCGCCUGGCUCAGUUCUCUGCACGCGCAAUACGGCGAUGUUGCCUGGAAGGGCAUCUAUGCUCACAAGACGGGAGGCAAGAAGAGCUUCCCCAAAGAUCCGCGCAUGUACGGAACCGAUCCCAAUGGUCACCGCAAUCUGAUCACGACAUUGCCCGACUCCGACCAUAGUCGCCUCCGAAGAGUGUUUUCCCCAGCAUUCUCGGAAAGAAGUCUGAAGGCGCAGGCUCCCCUCAUUCUGUCGUACGUGGAUCAGCUCAUGGCGAACAUCCGCCGUGGCAUCAAGACAGAUGCAGACGCCAAGUUUGACAUGGUCAAGCUGUAUAACUUGACGACAUUCGAUAUCAUGGCCGAGCUUGCAUUCGGGGAAUCGCUUGGUCUCCUUGCCAACUCGGAGUACUCGGGAUGGGUCGCCAAUAUUUUCGACAACCUGAAGAACAACGCGAUCGCCCAAGUCGGUCGUGAGUGGACAUGGCUCGGCACCGUUAUCCGCAUGAUCACGCCACCAAAGCUCAAGAAGGCCGCCGACAUGCCCUUUAAGCAUGCCAUUGAGCGAGUCGACCGCAGGCUUGAAAGGGACACUGACCAGGCAGGCAAACAGAUUGAUAAGUUUGACAUGUACAACAAUGCGUCGGUUUUCAUGGUCGCUGGAUCCGAAACCACGGCAACGAUUCUCAGUGGUGUCACGUAUUUGUUGCUCCGGAACCCCGACAAGCUGGCUCGUCUUGUGAGCGAGAUCCGCGAUGUCGAGUCUGAAGAUGAGUUGGACAUUCAGAGACUUUCUGCGUUGCCGUACAUGACGGCCGUCCUCAAUGAGGCACUACGCUGGUACCCCCCAGUCCCUGUUGGAGUCUGGAGAGAAGUUCCAGAGGGUGGCAGCGCUGUCGCAGGACACUGGAUUCCUGAGAAGACUCGCGUCUCAGUCCCGCAGUUCCCAGCGAACCAUUCGCCCCGCAACUUCAAGGAUCCCGAAGCAUUCAUUCCUGAGCGGUGGAUUCCUGGGCCGGACUAUGAGCCAAACACGAAAGAUGUGGUGCAGCCAUUCUCAAUUGGCCCCCGUAACUGCAUUGGAAUUAAUCUCGCUUGGCACGAAAUGAGGCUUAUUCUGGCCAAAACGCUCUGGAACUUCGACCUCAGUCUUUGCCAGGAAAGUGAGAAUUGGUCAGACCAGAAGGCCUACAUUCUCUGGGAGAAGCACCCCUUGAUGGUCACUAUCAAGUCCGUGCGAUGAGGUUGUCUCUAGAGAGGGUCCGAGAGCGAGGAUAGCUUGUUGGAGUCGCGACUGUAGUCACAAGUGUAAGAUAUCAAAGAUGGGUUCUAGAAAUUGUGCAGAUC